AUGGGCAUUUGCGGGGCGGCGACGCGCUCCGCGACGGUGUCUGAGGGACCGCGGAGGGCCGUCGGGGGCCGGGAGGGACGCCUGCCCGGCGAGAGGACACAUGCUCAUGGUUUGGCUAUCUGCGCAGUGGGCCGCAAGAAGAUACGGAUUGAGAAGAUCCAGGACGAGAGGGCCAGGCAGGUGACCUUCACCAAACGCAAGAAUGGGCUUAUGAAAAAGGCCAUGGAGCUGUCCAUCCUGUGCGACUGCGAGAUCGCGCUGGUGGUGUUCAACUCGAGCGGCAAGCUCUUCGAGUACUCCAGCGGCAGCAUAGACGGCACCAUCGAGCGCUUCGGCCGCCACAGGGCCGAACCGCACGAGGUCCACGACAACACAGACCUUUUCCAGCACUACUUCGCGGAGGAAUUGGCCCUGUUCGACGAUGACGACUGCGACGGCACGAGACGCCCGGGAGGGAAGGUUCGCAGUGAUCCGGCUGUCGUGGACGUCAACCGUCAGCUGAGAGGGGGUGGCAGCACACUGGAGGUCGCUCGCCAACUGGGCUGGACAGUCGAAGAUGGCCACCAUGCACUGUCCCCAAGAAGCGAGACUGCUCACAAAGCCAUCGCUAUGGACCUCGAAAAGGUCUUUGGUGUUCUCAAGGCUAUUUCAGGAUCAAACCAGGCUGGCGACUCUCAAACCAGGGCAGCAGAUGUUUCUGGGAGGGGAGAGCACUGCGAAGAAAAUGACCAAGAUUUGAUGCUCGCAGAUCCCCCAGACUUAACCAUGAGCGUUGCGGUGGGAAUGAAAAGGAAGCUGGAGCCUGAUGCCCAUGGACCUGAUAAAGAAUCUGCAAAGACAGAUCAUGUUCCUGACAAGGGAGCAACAGCCGUUGCAGGACUCAGAACAUCAGCACAGAUGGCUGCUGCUCUCCUCAGCAAUAGCAUGGGCCAUUCGCAGGCCAUGUCUUCUGACGAUUGGAAGACUGUGGUAGCCACCAUGCCUGCGCAGCAAGGCAGGAAAGUAGGGAACUAUUCCUCAACAGCCAACAGGAGUGGUAAACAAGGACCAAGGGGCUGCAACGCCAUGCCAAAAACAUGUGCAACUCUGCAACAGGCGCAUGUCCACAGAGGGAACGGUGCGCAACAGCGCCGAACGUGGAUGGUUGACAGAUCUGCCACCAGCCCUCAGGAUGGCCAUUCCAACGUCUCGCCUGUGUCCAACCCUACUUCAAACAACAGACUUGAGAGGCAUGGAGGCAGGUGUCACACACAAAAAAUGCUGGCUUGCAAGCAGGAACUACCAUUUGCCAUUCCAGCCUCCCAAAUGCCAAGGCAUAUUCUGCCUGUUGUUGGCUACACAGAUGGCACAGAUGGAACCAUGAGCAUCCCACAGCUGGGCGCUUGCGAUCAGGCGAUGGAAACUCAUGUUGGAGCAAAAGGCGGGCAAAUUCUGACACUUGUCCAAACGCCGCAUGGAUUCUUUGCUGUGCCUCUCCAGCUGAAAGCAGGCGUGGGACUUGCUGCACAGUGUCAGGAAUUGGAGAGGGCAGGCUGUGCUGGGGGUGAUCCCGCCGUCCUGGCCUUGCAAGAUCUGAACAACGGUGCUGCCUGCCAGCCAACGGUUGAGGGUACUCCUGACAGAGCUAUGGGUGGCAACGUGUCCCUAAUGACAGCAAACCCGUGUGUGGUUGUGAAGCCCACAUCUAUACCUGCGCCACAGAUUGUGGUUGCAUCUCAAGGCUUUCCCCUGGUGCUGACUGAGGAUGAGCAUGGCAACUCGCAAAACGGUGAUGAUUUAUCCCGAUUGAGCCAAACUGAACUGUCCCACGUUGGCAACCUCAUCCGACAAAUGCAGGUUUCACAGCGGGAGCAGCAGAUCAACCUGCCCUGGGCGCCUCGCGAUGCUGCCACAGCCGAUGGUGCAACGGAAAACCAGGCCUUUUCUGUUGGAGUGACGAAUCCAACCGGAGAGCAACAGCUGCAGCGCACUUUGCUUCUGCAGAUGGCCUCUGGACGGCCCCGACAGGAUGGCGCCUGUAGCUGA
Ostreobium quekettii is the source of this 2025-nucleotide messenger RNA. Lineage: Eukaryota; Viridiplantae; Chlorophyta; Ulvophyceae; Bryopsidales; Ostreobiaceae. The record is from the annotation of a GenBank genome assembly.